CGCAGCAGCAGCGCACGACCACGAAAGAGGAAAGGGCAGGAAACAGGAGGAAGUUGAGGAACACAACGGAAACCAGUCCAGAACCAGAAAUCCACUAACCGGAAAAAUUGAUUCCCCCUUCGCGCUCCAGCGGUCCAGCCCACGCGUUCAUCUUCUUCUUUCCUCGUCGUCUCCACUUUUGCGGAUUAGAAUCUGCUCGUGGACGGUUGGUGCCGCGAACCGGAUCCCGCUCGAUGGCGGAGGGCUUCGGGCGGUGGGAGUCGGAUCCGCUCUUCCCCGCAGCCGAGUGCGUCCAGGACUCCGCCGACAGGAUGGAGGGUGUCUACCGCUUGCUGUUGCACGAAAAGAAAUCUAUACGGGAUGAUACUUUGGAUGCAAAAUUUCACACACCGAUACAGUAUGAGAGAGAUGUGACUACUGCACUCGGAACAACCAAGUGGCAGUUGGAGCAAUUUGAGAGGGAGGUGGAUGCAGCUGCACACUCUGAUAAGUCAAAUUCGAGGGAAAAUUCAAUUCUAAAAUUUAGGCAAUUCAUUAGAGCUAUAACUGAGCAAAUUUCUGGGGUGGAAGAAAGCUUGAAGAAUCUCAGGACAGAUUUCAAUAGAACUUUGAAAUAUCCAUACUCAAGUGAACAGGAUGGAGAUGGACUGGCAUCUUUUCUUUCUGGUGGCAACAAGGAUAGUCGUGUAUAUUACUCCACUGAUACUGAUGAAAUUACUGAACUUAAGCACGACAGUGCACCUACGGUGAAUGGUUAUCAUUCUGCCCAAGAACGUACAACAUAUGAACUGAGAUAUUCAGGAACAGAUGUGGAAGGAGUAUCCAAACUCCAAUGUUCAUGCGGAGAAAGUGCUUGUGAAGGAGAUCAUAACGAUAGCAUUUUGUGUAGUCUUGAUGCUGAUGAUUUGGUUGGCAGGAACCAUCGUUACAAGAACAAACUGGGCAGGCAGUACCGUAGUUUCUUGAGAAACUUGUGGUUUACAAAGAGAGGCCGUGAGAGCUUUACAAAGAGGAGGAAAGAUGGAGAGGUUAUGGGUGGCACAGGAAAUGGAAAUAUAUUACCUUCGUUCAAUCUACAUACAUCUGGAAGGCCUAUGUAUUGCUGGCCUGAGCUCAUCAAGCAGAGAUUAAGUACAUCUGAAUGUUCUGCUCGCUACAAUUAUCGGCAAGUCCGUGUAGCAACAGCAGUGCUAGUUGCACUUGCUGUCCUUGGCUUGCUGGUUUUGCAUGCCAGAUGACCGUGACCGGUAUCUUGUUUUGGACCCUAUGUAUGUAUCAGUCACACCACACCGGGAGUGCCCUUUUGUAUGUAUCAGUCACUGCGUUGCAUCUCACCAAUCAAUCUGUGUGAUGGUUCCCGAUGAAGAAGGAUCCAUAAGCGUUGGAUUGCCAUGACAUGCAGACAGAGGUUUGCCGACCUUUUUGUGCAGCUGAGAGCUGUGGUUGGCUCCUCGGUAGCGUGACCAGCAUCGAAGUGUGGGAUUUUCCGCUAAUUGUCAUUUUAGGGGGUCCAAAAGGACCAAAACUGCCACUUUUUUUAACAGGUCCAAAACAUGUCAUUGUGUUGUAUUUCUUCAUGAUGUGGCAUAAUCAACAAUUGCCAGACCGGUGAGAACGACAAUCAGUGUGAUUUUGAUUGCGUGGCAACUCUUGUUAAUGUAUAUAUUCUCGCCAAAUGAAAGUCCACUUGAACCGGGCUGAUUCAUUGUAUUAUAGCACUACGUUGUCUCUACCUGGUGAUCAAAUCUGCUUUGCUUA
This is a messenger RNA of Brachypodium distachyon (stiff brome), 1758 nucleotides long. RefSeq lists its product as uncharacterized. The record is from RefSeq and is a predicted model, not a curated record. Gene Ontology annotation, biological process: Golgi vesicle transport. Bases 234 to 1238 code for a protein of 334 amino acids. Gene Ontology annotation, cellular component: membrane. The transcript is spliced from 5 exons. Lineage: Eukaryota; Viridiplantae; Streptophyta; Magnoliopsida; Poales; Poaceae.